UUAUUUCUGGCACUACAGGCUACGAGCGGCUUCAGAACUACGCGAGCCUGUUUAGUGCAGAGGGUUUCGCACAGGCACUUCUCCUGCUGCUCUCGUUCACAGACCACCAAGAAUGGCAACUGCAGGUACUACACCAGACUUCCUAGACAAACGAUUGCUGCAAGAUGAUGUUCCAGAGAUAGUUGCAAACAUACUGGAUGCACAAACUAAAUCAGAGCUGUUAGGUCGUGUACUCAAGUUGUCACCAUCCAGGGUGUCUGGAAUUCAUAUGCAGUACAAGGAUCCAGAAGAGUGCCUGUUUCAUGUCAUUGAUGAGUUUGUGAAACAAGUGGACCCCAUACCUACUUGGAGAGUCAUUUUAACCGCCCUGAGGCACCCCACUAUUCGACUAACUGGUUUGGCAGAUGAGAUUGAAAGUAAACAUUGCCCCCCAACAAUAUGUGAUGAGUCCAAGAAUACAACAAACAGUGGCUCUACAUCUGAAACACACCAACAGGAUUGGCUGACUUCUUGGAAAACAAUACUCAUUGGUGGAGUCUCUAUUUUGAUCAUGUUACUAGCUGUGGUGUGGUCUAACACAGACUGCUACCAGCUGGGACUCUGCCACUCAAAGAGUCUGCCAUCUGUCAGUCAUUUUGUCGGU
Molecule: messenger RNA, 643 nt
Organism: Geodia barretti
Lineage: Eukaryota; Metazoa; Porifera; Demospongiae; Tetractinellida; Geodiidae
Source: the annotation of a GenBank genome assembly